AAAUUUGGUGCCACGUCGGUAUGCCAAACACCGUUAUGGAAUAUAUUUAAUGAAUAUUAAUUAAGGAUUUUUUUUUUUGCAAAUCUUGUAAGUACGUUAUUGAAGUUUCUUUAACACAAUGAUAUUUUUUUCCACUUGUUCGAUAUUAUCGUUUUUAGCUAUGCUAGCCCAUGGAGGCAAACUACCCGACCCUGAAGUCAAAAUUGAAGUUCUGCAUAAACCUCUCCUGUGUCAACGCAAGACAAAAUAUGGAGAUAUGCUUCUUGUUCAUUACGAGGGAUACUUGGAGAGCAAUGGCACCAUGUUUCACUCAAGCCGCAUUGAAGGUGAUAAAAACCCAGUGUGGUUCACCCUCGGAACCAAAGAAGUGAUCCUGGGCUGGGAUAAGGGUUUGCAGAAGAUGUGCACAGGAGAACGGCGGAAACUGACUGUCCCUGCUGCUCUGGCCUAUGGGAAAGAAGGCAAAGGCAAGAUCCCUCCGAGCAGCACCCUGCUUUUUGACAUUGAGCUCAUCGAUAUCCGCAAUGGACCAAGGUCGCAUGAUUCCUUUAGGGAGAUGGAUCUUGACGAUGACUGGAAGCUGUCUAAGCAGGAGGUGAAAAUGUAUCUGCAGAAGGAGUUUGAGAAACACGGCUACAGCCCAAACGACACACACAAUGAAGCGAUGGUGGAGGAUAUCUUCAAAAAUGAGGACGAGGAUAAAGACGGUUUCAUUUCAGCCAGAGAAUUCACUUAUCAACACGAUGAACUGUGAAGGAUACAUUUCAUCCACACCUGACUCGCAUGUUAAAUAUGUAUUUUUUUCUUUUUUGUAAUAUAUUGUACCUCAGAACUUGGGUUGUUUAUUUAAUUUGUGAAUUAGAUUCAUGUGCUCGCUCAUCAUGCACUGUAAAAGAGGGAGAAUUUUUUUCAGGAAAUUAAAAAAAAAAAGUAUUAUUUUUGUAAUAUUAUUUAUAUUACAGCGAUCCCUCGCUACUUCGUGCGUCCACCUUCGUGCCCUCAG
This is a messenger RNA of Corythoichthys intestinalis (scribbled pipefish), 1003 nucleotides long. RefSeq names its product FKBP prolyl isomerase 14 (gene fkbp14). The transcript has 4 exons. Gene Ontology annotation, molecular function: calcium ion binding; peptidyl-prolyl cis-trans isomerase activity. The record is from RefSeq and is a predicted model, not a curated record. NCBI's taxonomy places the organism in Eukaryota, Metazoa, Chordata, Actinopteri, Syngnathiformes, Syngnathidae. The coding region runs from base 119 to 754 and encodes 211 amino acids.